Molecule: messenger RNA, 432 nt
Organism: Coniophora puteana RWD-64-598 SS2
Lineage: Eukaryota; Fungi; Basidiomycota; Agaricomycetes; Boletales; Coniophoraceae
Exons: 2
Coding region: 1-432 (143 amino acids)
Source: RefSeq, a predicted model, not a curated record
AUGGCAUCUAUCGUGACUAUCGAUGAUCGUGACGCCUCCAUACGGUACAGUGGGAGCUGGAUAACGAGUGGAACCUACCCCGAGUACAAGAACACUACUUCCGCUUCGACUCAGAUCGGAGACACCGCAACGUUUGCAUUCACAGGCACAUGGGUCUCAGUAUACGGAACUACAGGGUGGACUAGCACCAACGGGGUGCCUACGACUCAGUACACUGUCGACGGAGGGUCGCCAGUUUCGUUUACGGCUCCGAACGUCACUGGGUUUCCCCUGUAUCAUUAUCAGAUGUUUGCAUCUGAUGCUUUGAACGACACGACACAUACACUGGUUAUCAAAAACACGAGCCCGAGCUGCCCGUGCAAUACGUGGUUUGACUUCAUCGAAUAUAUCCCGUCACAAAGUAACUGUAUGGCUGUGGUCUCCUUUGUUUGA